Messenger RNA from Tetrahymena thermophila SB210, 1041 nucleotides. RefSeq lists its product as hypothetical. NCBI's taxonomy places the organism in Eukaryota, Ciliophora, Oligohymenophorea, Hymenostomatida, Tetrahymenidae. The record is from RefSeq and is a predicted model, not a curated record. The transcript has 9 exons.
AUGUUUAAUAUUAAUUAGGUAUCUAAAUUAGCUAUGGCAUCACAUCUUUCCUUAGGGAGAAGUUUGAUGACUCCUUAGAUAAGAUAUAAUUUUGUAAAUAUUAAAGACUACAUGUACAAAGAUCAGAAAAAGAAACUAGAAAAUUUUGAUAAUUACAACAAAUAAUACACUGGAACUGUUGAAUAAAUUGUGAAAAAGAGAUAAUAGUAACACACAUAUCUAGAGAUAGAAUAAGAAAAGAAGAAGGAUUUGGAUAUUUUUAUUGAAGCUUAUUCCGAUACUGUGAUAGAAUUUAAAUUAUAUGGUGAGCAUUUCGACUACAAAACACAAACUAUUGAUGCUAUUCUAAAUUACUAUCAAGUUUCAUAUACAAGAAUGUUUAAUCCACUAUAUCAUGAAAGAAUAAGAGCAUAAUUUGGCGAUUAAAUUAAAGAAUGCAAAUUCCCACUUCUUAGAAUUAAUAUUUCUUUAGAACCUGCUAAAUUUUUAGAACUUGAGUAAAUGGAAUCAUGGUUAAUAGAUUAAGGUUUUAUUAUUUUACCUAAACAUAGAACUCACAGUGCCUGGGCUACAUAAGGAACAGAAUUCGCCUAAAAAUAAAUGCAUGAAGCUCUUAAUAGAUUGUUUUGGUCACCAGCACUCACUUUCUAAUUGUAUUGGAAAUCACACUCAAAGAGUUACACAGAAUAAAGUAAAAGAGCCUUAGUCCUUAGAGUGGCUAGAAUAUAAUUUGUUUAAAUCGUGACAAAUUUAUGGAAAAACUUGAGAAGUAUAACAAAAGAUAUUGAGGCUUUUAAGAAAACUAAAUAAGACGUGCUUAAAUUAGUUAACGACUGGAAAGAAAUGUUAGAGGAAAAUGACUAUCAUGGUGGUAUCAAUCCUGAUGAGGCUGAUUUUGCUAUGUAUGGAGUAAUAAUGGCUAAAUAUAACUCUUAGUCUUUCUAAAGAUUUAUAUAAAAUGAAUGGCCUGCUUCUGUCAGAAGAUGGUUGAUUAGAAUGCAACAAAACUGUUAGUAUGAAAAAAGAGACUUAUAUAACUGA